Molecule: messenger RNA, 2002 nt
Organism: Annulohypoxylon maeteangense
Lineage: Eukaryota; Fungi; Ascomycota; Sordariomycetes; Xylariales; Hypoxylaceae
Exons: 2
Coding region: 106-1803 (565 amino acids)
Source: RefSeq, a predicted model, not a curated record
UCCCCAAUGAUUUUUACUCAUCUUUCAUUUUUUUUUUCCACGUCUCUACACCCUUUACUUACUCAACCUAAAUGAUAGCUGAAAAACUCUUCGCGAUGUAAAAUCAUGGAUCUUGAUGCGCAUGAUCCGGGUCUGCCUCUGCCCGCAGUCUCGCAGGUUAGCUCGCAUUUUGCCUUGCUGGAGCCUACGUCAGGCGCGACACUGUUUGAGCUCGAGACGGCAAGGCGCGAAGGGCUGAGACAUCGCGGCACGCUAAUGACCGGGUCCGCCGAGAUCGAUGAGGGGGUCUUGUUGGGUGGCUUUCAGCGCGGGCAGGUGGCGGGUGUUAGUGCUGAGGAAGCGGAGUUUGGGGUCCUGGUCGGGCUGCACACCGUAGCGCACGCUGCGGUCUUUGGCGUUGCGCGGAAAGCAACUAUUAUUACUACGCUGGCACCUGCGGCUAUCUUGCCUAUGUUGAGAGAUGUCAUCAAAGUGCAGGUCCAGGCUAAAUUUGGCCCGACUGCGGGACAUAGGCAGCAGGAGGUUAAUGGGGAGGUGAGGCGGUGUCUCGAGCUGAUCUCUGUCUCGAGGGUCUUUGAUGUCGAGGGCUUGUGGGAGGUGAUUGGCGAGAUUGAGACGCCCCCUUCUCCUAUUACUAACCCUUCGGUCGCGGUCGAUGAGGAGGAAGUUAAAGGGACUGAGGAGAGGGUAGAUGAAAUUUCUCCUAUGGAAGAACAACCAACUCUAGUAAGGUCGGGAACCCCAAGACUAGCUUCCCAAAGACCUGUCGUGAAAGAUGGGGGCGAGUUCAAAGCCAAGGCUGUUCUACCUUCUUUACGACCGCCGAAGAUGGAGAGAAUGGAGGUAGGAGACAGCGAGGAGGAUGAAGAUGAGGAGCUUAGUUCGCCCUCGCCAUCACCAUCCGCAAAGCCACCAUCUACAUCGCCUCAACCGCCCUCUUCAAAUCCACCUAUACCCCCGAUGCCUUUACCAUCUCCUCCUACAGCACAAGUUGCUUCGGCUCCAAUCAAGACACCAACAUCUACUGACAAACAGGAAGAAACCUCUCAUAUCCCGGAUAUAAUCAUAAUAACGCACUUUUCAUCAUUACUUACGAACCUCUUCACCCGCUCCGCCGACAACAGGACUAGCGCACACACCACCCUACAACUCCUCUCCUCGCAUUUACGGUACCUAUCCCGAUCGUCGGCCGGGCCACUCAUCAUGCUUCUCAACACUAUGUCCACGUCUUCCUCCUAUUCUUCGACCACAACUUCUGCUUCAACUAUAAACACAAAAAAUACAAAUGCUGCAUCAAGAGGAGUCGGAGCAGCACCUAAGAAUAAACAUAGAGAACCUACGCUUCGCUCGAUAUUUAAUCCCGGUCCGCCCGGAAAAGGGGGAGAGGAAGGAGUCAGAAGACAUGUAAAUACCAAACCCGCCUUUGGCGUCACCUUCGCGCAGUUCUUAGAUUUGCAUUUGCUGUGCACGCGCGUGCCGCGGACUCGAUCUGAUGCUGAGACCCUAUUCGCCCCGGGCGGAAAUACAUCUCUUAACGCGGGUGCGGGUGAAGUUAAGUACAGCUGGGUGGUUGAGGUGCUGCUAGAUGAGCUUGGGGUCUGGGAGUGGGAUGACAGCGACGGCGGAGAUAAGAAAGGAGGGAAUGACGUGAGAUGGACGAGGAGAAACCGGGAGCAGCGUUGGGGCGCGGUAGAUUUACGCUCGGGCGUGAGGCUUGUCGAUGUGUCGUUCCGGGAGACGCGGCCUCAGGGGCCUUUGAGGCUUGCUGCUGGGUUUGGGGGACCGCAUCCGAGGGGUUUGUGAUGUUUGGAUGUUGUGUUAUGAUGCGGCACGGUACGGCUUGGUGAUGUGAUAUUCUUUUGGUGCCUAUGGCGCUCUACCAAGAUGAGCUCAAGAUACUUGGCUGUUUCAUGUGACACUCAACGCCGUUACUAAUCGAUCCCGAAUGCAAGUCUUAGGCUAUAACAAGCAAGGCUUCACUCAAACACGAUGAUACAUGAAU